AUGCCUGUCUUGAGCAACGGCAUCAGUAUCCUGUAUACCCCCGAGAAGACGGACCCUUUCGCAGACAUCGUCUUUGUCCAUGGAUUCCAAGGCCACGCAAGAAAGACAUGGACAGCACGCGCGCCAAAAUCCACGAAAUCCAGAGGCCGGCAGCAAAAACCAGCUGUCCUGGACCGGCCUACCGUUAGGGACUCGCAGUAUCAGUUAACGCCAGAUGAUGGCCAGCCAGAAGACUCCAAGACAGACAUCUUCUGGCCCUCGGAUCUGCUGCCAGAAGAGUGUCCCGACUGUCGAAUUAUGACUUUUGGGUAUAACUCGAUGGUAUCCAAAUUCUUCGCAGGCCCGGCGAACCAGAAUAGCCUCCUCGAGCAUUCCAGGAAUUUCCUACAUGCGCUUGGGCGAAGUAGAGACGAUUGUGUGAGUCCGUCAAUCUUCUUGUGUGGUGUUGGUAACUACGAGGUCGAUAUAUCAUUUUUGUGGCCCACUCGUUUGGAGGUCCUUCGCCUUGCCGCCAGAGACGAAGAUGCCUCUGUGCUUGAUAUCAGAGAUUCCACCAAGGCAGUCUUCUUCCUCGGGACGCCCCAUCAUGGCAGCGGACUGGCAACGUCUGGCGAGAUGAGGAGAAAAAUGGUUGCAUUCAGCAUGUUCAGCACCAACGCGUACAUUCUACGCGCCUUGCACUAUGGCAGCCAUGAAAGCAAAGUUGCUCAUGAUGACUUUAUGCGCCAAUGGCACCAAGAACGAUUUCUGGUCCGCACUUUUCAAGAAAGCCUCGCUUUUGGAAUCUUUCCUGGAGUUUCGGGAAAGAUAGUUCCUGAUAUAUCCUCAUCGCUGGGGGACCCAAGGGAGAAUGCCCAAUAUAUUAAUGCUAAUCACCGUGAUAUGUGCCGUUUUACAGGUAAAGAUGACCCUGGAUAUCAACAAGUGGGAAGUGAACUACGAAGGGUUACAAACAAACUUCGCCUGGAGUAUAAGAUAUCACAAGACAAGGCACAGGAUGUCAAAUCCGAACAUAUUGAAUGUCUACGUUCAUUGUCCGUCCCCGAAGCUGACAUGUGGGACUACAACGUUGACCAAGAAGUCCAAGCCACUUGUACUUGGCUGUUCGAUAAAGAAGAAUAUUGUUCUUGGAAAGAUACAUCCAACUUAGACUUGAAGAGUUCUCUUUUACGGGUUAAAGGGAAGCUGGGAACUGGAAAAUCAACCUCUGUAAGGGUUGCUAUGUCAAGACUAUGGAGUGAGCAAUCAACCUGUCCUGGGAUCAAACUAGCAUUCUUCUUCGAUAACCUUACCAAUACCCCCGGGAACCCUCAACUUCGGCUCUUCAAAUCACUUCUGUUCCAGCUCUUCCAACAGUCAAAGCAAAUUUUCCUUAGGUUUAUGCCCAUCUUUCGCCGAAAGAAAGGUUUACACAAUAACCACUGGGCAUGGAGUGAAGACGAGCUGAAGUCCUUUUUCCUAUCAGUAAUGAAAGAUCUGCCUGUUUCUUCGGCUUUUAUAUUCAUUGAUGCUCUCCAUGAAUGCGAUGAGGCUAGAGAUGUCAUUACGUUUUUUGAGUCAGUUCGCACUUCCAGCAUUGAGAAAAACAUCCCCUUGAAGAUAUGCUAUUCCAGUCGGCAUUACCCUCCCAUAGAUGUUGGGGACUACGCUGAACUCAUUAUUGAUGCACACAACAAUUAUGAUAUCGAAAAUUAUAUCCAAAGGAAAUUGAAACCCCUGCUCAAGAGACGAUAUAUUGACAGGCUUAUGGACCGUAUUGCCGAGAAAGCCCAGGGGGUGUUUCUAUGGGUUGUUCUGGUUGUGGGUAAGGUUAUUAAAGCCCAUGACCAGGGUGAAUCAAUGGAACGAAUGCAAGAAAUUGUUGAAAAUGUGCCAGAUAAGCUGGAGUCCCUCUAUAGAGAGGCUCUCAAGUCUGCCCUCCUGAAUCGUCCCGGCGAAACAUUGUCCAUAUUCCAAUGGGUUCUCUGCACUUCCAGAUUGCUUAGCUUGACCGAGCUACGUUAUGCCCUGAUAUUUCAGAAGAAUGGAUACAAAUCCCAGGCCGAAGCCGAAAGUUGUUCAUCCUUUAUUGAAUGUGACGAGCAAAUGGAUAUACUUCACAGAGUCCGCACAGGUGGCCUAACGGAUACAAGCACUAGGAAGGCGAUAAACACGGCGUAUGCGCGCCAGAUAUUUGACGCGGACAACCAAACUACGAUCCAUCUCGUGCACGACUCGGUAAGAGACUUCCUCUUGAACCACGGUGGCCUCAAACUUCUUGAUUCUGGAUCCGCCGAUGACCUACUUCGUCAGGGUCACAAGAGACUCGCAGAAGCAUGUAUAAACUAUUUAAACUUAGCCGAAUUGCAACAUAUAGCAAAGACUCGACCUGAGCCGGAUGUCCUUGGUCUAACAAAAUCAGUUGAGCUCUUUCAGCAACUUUGCCGCCAGCUCCCAUUUCUCCACUAUUCUCUCAAUUCGGUUUUCAAGCACAUCGAGGCAGCCGAGCUUUGCUCCAUGGAUGAUAAUGGCCCACCUUCAUAUUUAUAUCAUCGCAUGGAGAAUACAUUCUUUGUUUGGAGGUACCUCUCUGACCUCGAAAGUAAAUGCCGCUUUAACGAAGUCCAGGGAAAGGAGACAAUCCUAGCCCAUUUGGCAGCAGAAUACGGGCUGGUCAGCUGGGUUAAAUACUACAUCUCAAGCGGCGGGGAUGUUCACAGGGAGGGUGGUCGAUUUGGUACACUGCUUCAGGCAGCAGCUGGCAUGGGUCAUGAGGAAGUGUUUGACCUCCUUCUGAGCCAUGGAGCAGACGUUAAUUAUUUAUCCGGGAUGCUGGGAUUAGCGUUGGUCGCAGCUGCCUCAGAGAGCCAUUUAUCCAUUGUCAAAACCCUUAUUCAGCGAGGCGCAAAUGUCAAUGAAGAAUGCGGGCCAUACGGAUGUGCCCUACAGGCUGCUGUUCGUUCUCCAAGAGACAGCAGCAAGCUUGUACAUAUGCUUCUUGAUGCUGGAGCGGAUAUCCAUAUGCAACACGGAAUAUAUGGCACUCCUCUCCAGGCAGCAGCUUAUAAAGGCAGGGAAGAAAUAAUCAGAACCCUACUCGCGAGAGGAGCCCAAGUCAAUAUUGUAUCCGGUAAAUAUGGAACCGCCCUUGGUGCAGCUGCAUUCCAAGGCCAUGACCAAAUAGUUCAAAUAUUCCUUGAGCACGGCGCUGAUACAACCACGGAAGCGGGUGACUAUGGCAAUUCCACAUGGGCAGCAGCGUACAAUGGGAAGGAGUCUGUCCUACGGCAACUUCUCCGCCAUCGCUAUCCAUCCUGGCAAGAUGAUAUCCUGGAGAGUGAAGUACGAGGCAUGAUGAACCAAGCCAUGCGUACAGUAGCGUUCCAUGAAGCUGCAGAAGAUGGGGACUUUGAUUCGGUCAAGAAAUCAUUGGAAGAGGGCAUCGACCCAAAUGCAAGAGGAGGAGUUGAUAGCUCUGCUUUACAUGCAGCAGCGUUCUAUCAACACGCCGAGAUAGUAGCUCUAUUGCUUGCUCAAAAGGAUAUCAAUGUUGAUGUCAGGGACUAUGACGGCCGAAGCCCAUUAUGGAUAGCAGCAAGUGACGGGAAUAUCGAGAUCACAAAGAUGCUUCUCAACACCGGUCGAGUCGACGUUCGACAAAAACCUGCUUCAGGACGCAAUCUCCUAUGGUAUGCGGCUAAAGAUGGAAGAAUGGACAUGGUCCGACUGAUGUUGGAAGCUGGUGUAGACCCCUUUGAGGUUGAUGAUGAUGGCGUUUCACCAAUCAUGAGGGCCGAAAAGGAAGGACGAAAAGAGGUGGUUUCACUAUUCCAGACGGGUAGGGAGAAGAAAUAG
Molecule: messenger RNA, 3834 nt
Organism: Trichophyton verrucosum HKI 0517
Lineage: Eukaryota; Fungi; Ascomycota; Eurotiomycetes; Onygenales; Arthrodermataceae
Product: Pfs, NB-ARC and Ankyrin domain protein
Exons: 6
Coding region: 1-3834 (1277 amino acids)
Molecular function (GO): protein binding
Source: RefSeq, a predicted model, not a curated record